Caenorhabditis angaria is the source of this 721-nucleotide messenger RNA. Lineage: Eukaryota; Metazoa; Nematoda; Chromadorea; Rhabditida; Rhabditidae. The record is from the annotation of a GenBank genome assembly.
AUGUUUCGCACAACUCUACGAUGUUUCUCAAAUGCAGCAAUCGCAAGCACAUCCACGAAAACCGCUGUAUUUGAAUAUCCCCUCGUAACUGUGCCAUCGUUCGAUGUAACACGAAAAUUUGGGAAUAUUUUUGCGCAGACGAUUUAUUCAACAUUUUUCGAGAAGGAAUUUAGUGUGGAGAGUUUGGUGCAUGGAGCGAAUCGGGGAAUUCAUAGUUUAUCGCAUUUUAUAGCAGAAGAGCGAUGGGAUCAAAUGGAAAACUUGGUGGCUAAGGAGACUGUUGAGAAUUUGAAAUUUUCGCGAGGGAAUUUGGAUAAGCGGCUGGAAAAUGCGCUGAAAUUCAAGGAGGACGACAUUGUUUUAUCAUUUUUGCAUUCUUCAAUUAUUUCAGGAAGAGAUGUGUUCAAAUGUGAGUUUUUUUUAGAAUUUUGGAAGAAAGAUGUUGAAAAAUGGAAAAAUUUUCAGUGAGCAAAAAUCGGAAUAUUGGAAUCUACUUUACUGUUGUUAGCUACGUCAGACUAUCUGAAAAUGUUCCAGAAGAUGCGAAAAUCUCACAACUUACUGGAAAAUACAGAAACGAUGUUUUAGUUUGCAAUGCCACGUAAGUAAACCCCCCAGAAAAAAACUUGAAAAAAAACAUAUUUUUUUCAGAUUUUCACGGGUUCUGAAUCCCCUUGGUGUUUGGAAAAUCACCAAUGCCAAUUUCUUCCUUCUUCAAUAA